Messenger RNA from Frankliniella occidentalis (western flower thrips), 2182 nucleotides. Its product is annotated as trypsin-1-like. NCBI's taxonomy places the organism in Eukaryota, Metazoa, Arthropoda, Insecta, Thysanoptera, Thripidae. Gene Ontology annotation, molecular function: serine-type endopeptidase activity. Bases 673 to 1908 code for a protein of 411 amino acids. The record is from RefSeq and is a predicted model, not a curated record. Gene Ontology annotation, biological process: proteolysis. The transcript has 6 exons.
CGCCCGCCCACCCGCAUGCAGCCGCCCCGCCCCGCCUCGCCAAUCUACCUACACUUUCAUUCAAUUUCCGGACCAGCCCAGUCGACGCCGUCGCAAAUCUCGCACGACGAACCAGAAAUUCGCACUCACUCAACAUAUGCUACCCGGUCGACUGCUCGCUUUUCUGUCUUGUAUACAGUGAGAACAGGGUGCCGCUCUCCCUCGGGGGGAUAGACCUCCCCACCACCCUCCCUGCAAAACUUCCAAAAUACCCCUGGAAGUCGAGUCAGCAUUUUGGCGGUGCUGUGAGGACCUUUCGGACGCCUCCGCCAGAAAUGUUUUACGGCGAUGUCCGCCCCAUAACUCUUAUGACACCCGGGGCGACGAUGAGCACGGUCACGUGGGCGCGCGGCCGCGCCGGCUCCGGUGCUUCGGGCGAACCUUGGCCCAGUGGAUAAGGGCUCUAUAGGCUCGGCGGCUACCUUCACCGGGGUCGCGUGACGCGUGUCUACGCUGGGCCUGUAGGCCGGGGGAGGGGCUGGAGGGGAGGGGCCGGGGGGCGGCAGUCUCCGCGGGCGAGGGACCGCCCCGGCCGGCCUUCCCUUUUGGCGUAUAAAACGUACCGAGCAGCAAAACAGAGCAUCAGUUCAUCCCGGUCCGCUGCAUCCCGCAGUUCGAACCGCAGUCCCAAGCAUGUCGUCGGCGAAGUGCAUCGCGGUGCUCGGCGCCGUGCUCGUGGCGUGCGCCCUGGCCAGCGCCAGGAAGCUGGCCCACGACAAGACGGCGCCCGUACCCCAGGCCUGGCAGUACGACCUCUCCGCCGAGACGGUGGGUGAGGCCCCCGAGAUGGCGUCCCCCGCCAACGGCACCUCCCUGCUGUCGGAGCACGAACGGCAGACCUUCCUGGAGUGGAUCCUGGGGCUCACCGGCGGCGGCACCACCACCCAGGAGCCCGACCGCGAGCCCGUCGUCCCCACCAAGUGCGCUGCUUGCACGUGCGGCCUUACCAACAAGAGGACGCGCAUCGUGGGCGGCCAGCCCGUGCAGGUCAACCAGUACAUGUGGAUGGCGCUCCUCAUGUACGACGGCCGUUUCUACUGCGGCGGCACCCUCAUCAGCUCCAAGUACAUCCUCACCGCGUCGCACUGCGUGGAUGGCUUCCAGCGCCCCAAGAUCUCCGUCCGCCUGCUCGAGCACGACCGCAGCUCCUCCAGCGAGACCAGCACCGUGGACCGCAAGGUCGCGCGCGUCAUCAAGCACCCCGGCUACUCGGACUCCACGUUCAACAACGACAUCGCGCUGCUCCGUCUGGACCGCGCGCUCGAGUUCGACGAGACACUGCGGCCCGCGUGCCUGCCGCCCAUGGGCAAGUCCUUCACCGGCCUCGACGGCGUGGUGACGGGCUGGGGCGUGAGCAUGCCCGGCGGCAACACCAACCAGAUCCUGCACGAGGUCACCGUGCCCAUCAUGAGCAACAAGGAGUGCCGCAAGUCCAACUACGGCGCCAAGAGGAUCAGCGACAACAUGCUGUGCGCCGGGUACCCGGAGGGUAAGAAGGACUCCUGCCAGGGCGACAGCGGCGGCCCGCUGCACUACGUCAACGGCACCUUCCAUCACGUCGUUGGUGUCGUGUCCUGGGGCGAGGGUUGCGCCAGGCCCAAGUACCCCGGCGUGUACGCGCGCGUCAACCGCUACCUCACGUGGAUCAAGAGGAACACCAAAGACUCGUGCUUCUGCGACCAGCAGGGCAACGGCUUCACCCACUUCCCUGCGGUGGAAGCGACCACGGCCGCGAGCCCGGCCGCGAGCAUGGCCGCGGGCAUGGCCGCGAGCACGGCCGCCUCCGAGGGCGCCAGUGCCGCCACCACCGUAGCCUCCGCGGUCUCCACGGCCCAGGCAGCCGGUGCGUCACGAGUCAACGACGAGUAACCUGGUCCACCUGGUCACGUGACUGCGCCGCUACACCCGCUUAGUUUCCACUUGCAGUCGGAACCACGUGACUCAUUAUGACUGAGUGAUUUAGCCAUAAGACUGUGACGUGACAUAAUUGUUGUUGAAGACUGAGCAGAGUAACGGAGGAAGUGCAAAUUCGUAUUUUCUCCUGUUUGGUUCACAACAAACGCUCUCCUUGAUGAAAUAUCUCAUUGUUAUUACUGUUUAAUCUGUUAUGUUUGAAAUAAAUAUUUAUUUUUUGCCCUUAGUA